Humulus lupulus (European hop) is the source of this 1317-nucleotide messenger RNA. RefSeq names its product epidermis-specific secreted glycoprotein EP1-like. The coding region runs from base 1 to 1317 and encodes 438 amino acids. The transcript has a single exon. The record is from RefSeq and is a predicted model, not a curated record. Lineage: Eukaryota; Viridiplantae; Streptophyta; Magnoliopsida; Rosales; Cannabaceae.
AUGUCUUCCUCACUCAGCAGAGCUUUAGUGGUUCUCUCAUUAUUACUACUUCUUUCCCAAAAUACCCUUUCCAUUGUAGAAGCUAAAGUUCCAAAAAAUGCUACUUUUCAAAUUAUUAACGAAGGAGAAUUUGGUCCAUACGUGGUUGAAUACAACGGAAACUAUCGUGCUAAAGGCUUCUUCAACUCACCAUUCGAACUUUGCUUCUAUAACACCACCCCUAAUGCUUUCACCCUUGCCCUCCGCAUGGCCACCCUCCGAUCCGAGUCGCUCUUCCGAUGGGUUUGGGAGGCCAAUCGAGGCAAUCCAAUUGGCGAAAAUGGCACACUCACACUCGGAGUCGACGGAAACCUCAUCCUAGCCGACGCCAACGGCAGAGUGGCUUGGCAAACCAACACGGCCAACAGAGGCGUCGUUGGCUUUGAAGUGCUUCCUACCGGGAACAUGGUUUUGCAUGGGUCAAAUGGUAAUUUCGUGUGGCAAAGUUUUGAUUACCCAACGGAUACUCUUCUAGUGGGCCAGGCCUUACGGGCCGGGGCCCAAAAUAAGCUGGUUAGUCGCCUCUCCGAAGCGGAGAACAAAGAUGGGUCUUAUAGCAUGGUGUUAGAGCCCAAACAAAUAGCACUCUAUUACACUACCAAGAACUCUCCAAGCCCUUUGCUUUAUUUCUCAUCAACUGGGAGAUUCGGCUCAUUUCAAACCCCUCCAACGAACGCGACGUUGGAAGCGUCGUCGGACCGCUACGACGGUUUCGCUUACGAUAUGACGCUUGUUGUCUCAAACGGUGGUGGAAAUUACAUUCUUUCGAGACCUAAUUACAACAGUACACUGUCGUUUUUAAGACUUGGAAUAGAUGGAAACGUUCGGCUCUACACUUACUACGACCACGUGGAUUGGCGAGCGUGGGAAGUGACUCUUACCAUUUUCGAUAGAAGAUGGACUUGGGAGAGCGAGUGCCAAUUGCCUGAGCGAUGUGGGACUUUUGGCGUUUGUGAGGACAACCAGUGCGUGGCUUGCCCUUCGGAGAAUGGACUAUUGGGGUGGACCAAGAAUUGUCAACCCAAAAAGGUAAGCUCUUGUAAAUCAAGUGAUUUCCACUACUACAAAAUAGAGGGAGUUGAUCAUUUCUUGAGCAAGUACACCAAGGGUAGUGUUGUCAAAGAAAGUGAUUGUGGCAACAAGUGCACUUCGGAUUGUAAGUGUUUGGGGUACUUUUAUCACAAACAAGCUUCAAGGUGUUGGAUUGCCUAUGAUUUGAUGACUUUAACCAAAGUUGACAACUCUACUCACGUGGGCUACAUCAAAACACCUAAUUAA